Cyprinodon tularosa is the source of this 1800-nucleotide messenger RNA. RefSeq names its product cholesteryl ester transfer protein, plasma. The coding region runs from base 90 to 1586 and encodes 498 amino acids. Gene Ontology annotation, molecular function: cholesterol binding; cholesterol transfer activity; phosphatidylcholine binding. The transcript has 17 exons. Gene Ontology annotation, biological process: cholesterol homeostasis; phosphatidylcholine metabolic process; low-density lipoprotein particle remodeling. The record is from RefSeq and is a predicted model, not a curated record. Gene Ontology annotation, cellular component: high-density lipoprotein particle. Lineage: Eukaryota; Metazoa; Chordata; Actinopteri; Cyprinodontiformes; Cyprinodontidae.
AAGAUACACUGAGAGCUUCAGGACACUGAACCAUGCAAUCUGUGUGUUGGUAGGCUGCAGAACGGUAUCUACCAUAAACUAAGGGCAGGAUGCCGGCUGAUAUUUUUCUCCGUUUGCUGAUCCUGUGUCUGUUUGGAACGAUCCACGGCUGUCUGCAGGAUCGCGCUUCAGCCUACAAAUACACUGGAGCUGUAUGCAGACUAACCCACCCUGCUGCUGCUGUGUUGAAUGAGAAAACCACUAAAGUAAUCGAGGCAGCAUUCCAACACGCCCGUUACCCCAGUAUGAAAGGAGAGAAAUCUGCUGGCUUUUUGGGCAAAGUGUUAUACGGCCUAGAAAAUUUGGAGAUUUUCAACCUGUCGAUCGGCCAGAGUGAGUUUGAGCUGCGUCCAGGGGAGGGAAUCGGUCUGCAGAUUAACAACGUCUCUGCAGUGUUCAGUGGGACCCUUCAGUACGGAUACGGCAGCUGGCUGGUUAAUGUUGCACAGAGACUUGAUUUUGAGGUCGAAACUCAGAUCGAUCUUGGAAUCAACCCAAAACUAUAUUGUGGCAAUUCAAAGGUAGCUGCAGACACAUCUGAUUGUUACCUGAAUUUUCACAAGUUUCGCCUCUACCUGCAGGGGGACAAAGAGCCCAACUGGCUGAAGAGGCUCUUCACUGACUUUAUAACUUUCACAGUCAAGCUGGUCGUCAAGGGACAGAUCUGUAAGGAGAUCAACAAGCUUGCAGACAUCCUGGCUGAAUUCAUUCAAGACACGGCGGCGGAAUUCCUCAGCGAUGGCGCCAUCAGCGUGGACAUUGGUGUAACUACAUCUCCUCUCAUCACUGCUAACUACAUAGAGUCCUAUCAUAAGGGUCUUACAAAAUACCUAAACUCAACUUCUUCAAUCAACAACUCGGUUUUUCACCCAAAUCAACUGACUGAAAACAGGAUGCUUUACUUCUGGUUCUCAGAUGAUAUUUUUAAACCACUGAUUGCUGCUGCUCAUCAAGAUGGACACUUCCAACUCAACAUCUCAUCAGAAGAGGUCAAAACACUUUUUAAGACGGGUCUCUCCAGCGUCAAACCUGUGUAUAUCGAAAGGUGUCUGUCGGAAGCAGCAUCUCCUGAACUCAGAGUGUGGAGUUCAGCUGUUCCCACUCUGAACACCUCCACUAUGGGGACAUCGAUUACAGCGCAGGCUAUUGGACAGCUCUACUGCGGGAGUCAGAACGAACCCACACUCUUCUUUCAAACGAACGUUACAGUUGAUGUCACGGCUUCCUAUGCAGAAAAGAAACUUUUCCUCCACGGUAAACCACAAGAGAUCUCUGUAGUUCGAGCUGAGCUUCCUCAAGAGAACCAACAGAUAUACGAUGAGGCACAAAUUGAGUUUAUAAGAGAAGCUGUGGAGAAAAUAGGCGUUCCUAAAGUCCUGUUUGUUCUGGAGGUGGAGAUAACUAGGCUGAUGGACAAACAGGGUGCAAGCUUGUUUGACAUCAUCAACCCUGAGGUGCUUCAUAAGGAAGGAUAUGUUGUUGCUCAGAUGGAUUUUGGCUUCCCUCACCAUCUGCUCGUGGACUUCCUCAAGAGGACAUUGCAGUAACUGAGCUGCUUUUAUGCGUCUUCACCAGAAAAUACGUUUAAAGCUUCCAUUUUAACUUUAAAAACUUUUGUGAAAGUCUGAAAUUCAAAUUUCAAUUAUUUGCUUUUGAGUUUUCUUAUAAACCGAAGGCAUGUUUUAAGGUUUUCAUGUUACUGACCAAGUCUGGACAUUUUCCACAUAUAAAUAAACCCAGUAAACAUUUCUUUGGGAUUGA